Chondrus crispus (carragheen) is the source of this 1626-nucleotide messenger RNA. RefSeq lists its product as hypothetical. The transcript is spliced from 2 exons. Gene Ontology annotation, cellular component: nucleus. Bases 1 to 1518 code for a protein of 505 amino acids. Lineage: Eukaryota; Rhodophyta; Florideophyceae; Gigartinales; Gigartinaceae. Gene Ontology annotation, molecular function: 3'-tRNA processing endoribonuclease activity. The record is from RefSeq and is a predicted model, not a curated record.
AUGAUCGUAAUGCCCCAGAGCGAAAGGGACAAUGCCGAGCCCUCAAUGUUUCUCGUGGACGCUGGCGAGAACACCGACGACCAACUCAUUCGAUGCGACUGGUGUAUGACUCACGGAUUUCGAUGGAUUCGUGCAAUAUUUAUUACUCACUUACAUGGGGACCAUAUUUAUGGGCUGCCGGCCUUACUCAUAAACAUUGGACGAUUCGCGCAGCACCGGAGACGUCUAGCAACGGAGAGUGGCGAGGAGAUGGCGGAACCGGUCAUUCAAAUAUUCGGACCUUACGGGACGCGGGGCUUUCUGCGAACUUCUUUGUAUUGGACGAAUCCUGUCGGAGUUCAGUUUUCCGUCGCUGAGCUCGUGCCCAGGCCCACUGACUUUAUUCACUUACGCAAGUUUUCAGAACGAUAUGAGACCAAAAAAACAUUUAUUGUGGAACGCGAGGAUGAUGGAGAGCUCAAUGUGAGCUCGGAACGAGUACUGGACUUAUCAAAGCAGUCUCCUCCUCCUCAUCCUGAAGAAGUACGAACGGAGGAUGUUUGUGUGAGCUCGGACGGACUCUGGCACCUGUGGAUGGAGGGGGACCAAGGCGUGAAAGUCGAGGUGGUUGCGGCUCCAUUGCGGCAUCGACUGCCCUGUUUUGGGUAUGUCUUCCGCGAACGAUUCGAAGCAAACAGGGUGGAUGAGAAGCCCGCAGAGACUGCAUUGAGAAGCACAAACCACACCGUUGGUGUGGCACGCAGUCAAUCGAAUGGUGCGGCUGUGAAUGGCGCCAAAUCUCUAGAUACGCUUGAAAUCGACAAGGUAAAGGCAAAAGAGCUUGGCGUGCACGGAACACAGCUGCGUGUCCUCCGAUCCGGGCGUUCAAUUACGGUGACAAAAACGGGGCUCGUCGUUCAUCCUCAUGAUGUGCUGCAGACCUCACCAGAAAAAAAACAGGGCACUGUGCAAACGCCAAAAUUCUCUGAUGCUUUGGACAAGAAGAGUAGCGGAAGAUUCAGACGGAAAGUGACUGUGUUAGGGGAUACGUGUGACUCGACGUUGAUUCAGGACGCUGCGAUGGACUCGGACUUGCUCGUGCAUGAGGCGACUUUCACACAAGCGCUGAGGGGCAAAGCUAAGGUAUCGAUGCACAGUACUGCUCGGAUGGCCGGGGCAUUUGGGCGACAGAUCAAAGCGAGAAAGGUAGCGCUUACUCAUUUCUCUAGCCGUCUUGAGAUGCUACACGGCGGGGACGAUCCAAGCGAGAAUGGCACGGAAGGGAACGGGAGCGUAAAUGGUAAACCUUACGGUGACGGAGUGCUUGAUGAGGAGAAUGACGAAGAAGAGGACUUGGUGAGCCCAAAUCUUCUAGUGCGAGAGGCUUUACAGGGAUAUGGACGAGGCCAAGGCAAUAUUGUUGCUGCAAAGGAUUUUAUGGAGCACGACAUUAUUCCCUUCGAUUCCAAUGAAGAGAAUGAAGGAAAGGUGGUAGGCGAGUCAUACAAGAUUAAUGCUGCGGCGUCGCAAGCUGUUUGACUGGGCGCCGAUACAGUUAGUUGUCAUAGAAACAUACACGCCCAAAAUGCGUGUUCUUUCUGCACCGAUAAACGUUUGGCCUUGCGGCUAGGGCUAUUCAUUAUUGGA